AUGAAGGUAACUGAUCCUGAUGGGGGAAUUCACUUCCACUGGAAAAAAACAGUUCGAAGGUACUGGCAGUGAACGUGAUGACAAGGUUGCUGAGUAGCCCAAAGAAGGCUGGACUUUAAGCCUAGAAAAAGCACCGGAGUUUCAACAUUGUUUUAUAUUUUCGUAUCUGUAUGGAGGGAGAAACAGCAAGGAAAAAAGACGAGGGGCGUUUAAAAGCAAACGAGAAGGGUACGCUUUGUUUAAGGCUUCCCAUGUUUUGGAUGUAAAAUUUAACAGCUCUCAUGAUGAUUUCUGCUUUUUUGAUGCAAGAGUAAAGGCUUCUAUGACCAGAAACAAGAUGUAUAGAACAAAAGUCAGUCAAAACAAAACAGGUGAAGUUGUUGCUGCUCAAUGCACUUAUAAAGCUGGCGGUAAUGGAUACUGUAAACAUGUUGGGGCCUUAUUGUAUGCCAUACUUGACUUCUCUGAAUGUGGCCUUGGGCAGAUUCCUCCAAACACUUCUUGCACAGAAAGGCCUCAGCAGUGGCAUAAACCAACCCAACGAACCUCAAAAGUUCCAGUUCUUUUCAAAGAUAUACUGAUGAUAAAGCAUGAUUAUGAUGCUGACUAA
Molecule: messenger RNA, 610 nt
Organism: Porites evermanni
Lineage: Eukaryota; Metazoa; Cnidaria; Anthozoa; Scleractinia; Poritidae
Source: the annotation of a GenBank genome assembly